AAAGCAGCAGCGCUGUGUGUGUGAGUGUGAGUAUGUACGUGUGUGUGUGGGAUUUUACAGCAGCGUUUCUCUCCAGCUCAGAAUUUUUACUGAAACACACAGGAGCUGAUCGGACUGUUACUGUGGAGAAUGGCCCUCGAUCAGGAGAAGAAAACCAUCGACUGCUUCAGGAACAGACUGAGGAAUCUUAUCGUGGUGGACCAGGUUCUGGAUAAUGUAGGGUUUCUCAGUAAGGAGCAGAGGGAGCUGAUCAGAGCCAAGUUACAGAACGAGGGUAACUUAAAGGCUGUGGAUCUUUUCCUUAGUGAAGUUAUUAAUAAAAAUCAUCCUGAAGGAUGGUUCAGGGAGCUCCUCAAUGCGCUAGAAGUCGCUGGCUGCAAACAAGCAGCGAAUUAUAUAGAAAACAAAGCUCCUUGUCCUUCAUUGGAGGCAGAGAAUGACAUCUAUAUACGGCUAAUAGAUCUCCUACAUCUCACUCUGGUGGGCAUGAAGACCAAGGAUGUCUGCUUUAGCUGCUUCCAGCGCUGUAUUCUCACUAAGGAGGAUCGACAAAAUAUUUUAGCGGUGGUUGAACAGCAUGGGGAAAUAGCCGGAGCACGUCUUCUACUCUCUCGCCUGGUGAAGAAUGAGUUAGGCUGGUUCUCCCAGUUUUUGGAAGCUCUGGAAGAGACUGGGCACGGUGAUCUGGCUAAGGAGCUGCGGGGAGAUCCAUUAGAGGAUGUUGGAGCAGCAGCACAGGAAAGCAACGAUCCUCAAACUGUGAAGAAAGAGUGUGAGAUGACUGUAGAGACUGCUACAACAGAGAGGAUGGAAGAGAAUAUGGAGGAUUAUACAUCUUGUAGAUCUUUGUCUCCUCCUCUCUCACUGGCCUCUGGCUCCUCCGAGGCCUCUUUCUUAACCACCUCAGACCUUGGGGCUGGUGCCCUGGAUAGCAGCAUGGACUGCAGCAUGGACUCCCAGGUCUCCAUGGAUGUAUCUAGUAAACUUGCCAUUGAAGACAUGGACUUGUACAAAGGCAGCGAUGAAGAAAUGAAGACCAAAGAAGAGCAAACAGCAGGAAGUCAAGAUCAGUCAGUAGGAGAAAAAGACAUCGUACUACGUGAUUAUCAGAUGGAGGUCGCUCGGCCAGCCCUGGAAGGAAAGAACAUCAUCGUCUGCCUCCCGACAGGAAGUGGUAAAACUAGAGUUGCGGUGUACAUCACUAAACGGCAUCUGGAGAGCAGACGUCGGAUUGGACAGCCAGGAAAAGUCGUUGUCCUGGUUAACAAGAUCCCUCUGGUGGAGCAGCACUACAGAGCAGAGUUUGGGAGAUUUCUGAAGCAUCAGUACUCAGUAGAAAGAGUCAGUGGAGACUCACAGCUCAAAAUCUCCUUCCCAAAAGUUGUUGAGAAUAAUGACAUCAUCAUAUGCACUGCACAGAUUCUGGAGAACUCCUUAGCCAAAGCCAAGAAGGGUGACGAAGACGGGGUUAAAUUAUCACAGUUCACUUUGAUGGUCAUCGAUGAAUGUCACCACACACAGAAGGGUGAGGCCUAUAACCACAUCAUGAUCCGUUACCUAAGUCAGAAGCACAAGAACAACAAGCUGCGGAAAGAACAGAAACCUAUGAUGCCCCUCCCACAGAUCCUCGGCCUAACAGCCUCGCCUGGUGUGGGCGGAGCCAAGAACCAGCAGAAAGCUGAGGAGCACAUUCUCAAAAUUUGUGCUAACUUGGAUGCUAUCACAAUAAAGACCAAAACCAUCGGGGAGGAAGCCAAAUCUCCGUACAAACGCAUUGCAAGUGCUCAAGAGAGGAAGGAGGAUCCUUUUGGAGAUGUGAUAAAGGGGAUCAUGGAUGAUAUUCAUACACAUGCAGAGCUGAACCCACUCUGCCAGCCAGGCACCCAGAACUAUGAGCAGUGGGUGGUGCAGAAAGAGCAGAAUGCUGCUAAAGAGGACAAUCAGAGGGUCCGGGUUUGUGCUGAACAUCUGCGUCAGUACAACGAGGCUCUCCACCAGAGUAACACUAUCCGCAUGUCUGAUGCCUUCAAGUUCCUCAACAAGUACUAUAAAGAAGAGCUCAGGAAGAAAUGCAACCCUGACGAUGAGGAGCCCAUUCAGAUCACUGAAACUGAAAGAUUUCUCUUCAGCCUGUUCAAAGCUAAAAAGAUGCGCCUGGAGGAGCUAAUGAAAGAACCAAAGUAUGAGAAUAAUGCUCUGGCUGAGCUAAAGGCCCUCAUUCUGAAAGAAUUUACUACCAGAGAAAAGGCCCGAGGCAUCAUCUUUACCCAGACACGCCUCAGUGCCAUCGCGCUCAGCCAGUGGAUCCAAGAGAAUCCAAAGUUUGAGGACGUUGGUGUCAAAGCAAGCCACCUGAUUGGUGGAGGAGACCAAAGUGUGGUCAAGCCAAUGACCUCUGCAGAGCAGAAGAAUGUGCUGAACAAAUUUCGUGAAGGCGAAAUCAACCUGCUGAUAGCCACAACUGUGGCGGAGGAGGGGCUGGAUGUUGCAGAGUGUAACGUUGUUGUUCGAUACUGUCUUGUAACCAAUGAAACUGCCAUGAUUCAGGCUCGAGGCAGAGGAAGAGCAGAAGACAGUAGCUACACUGUGGUGGAGGAGGCAGGAUCGGGCGUGGCAGAGAGGGAGAGUGUGAAUGAAUACCGUGAGACAAUGAUGAGCAAAGCCAUCGCCAAAGUUUGCACAAUGAGGCAAGAAGAGUAUGAAAGGAAAAUAAAGGAGAACCAGUUGCAGGCGAUCCUGGAAGAGCGUGUGAAAGAGAAGAGGAAGCAGCAGAAGGGCAUGGUAAAGGAGAACCCCAGCAAGGUGAAACUCAGCUGCAGACACUGUGGGAAACAUGUUUGCUCUGGAGAAGACAUUGAGAUCAUUGAGAACAUGCACCACGUCAAUGUGACCCCAGCUUUCAGAGAGUUAUUUACUGUGAGAGAGAACACCACCCUUCAAGAAAGACUCCUGGACUAUGAGGCUAAUGGAGUCAUUGCAUGUAAAAGCUGUGGACAGCGUUGGGGCUCUAUAAUGCUACACAAGAGCAUCGAGUGUCCUUGCCUUCACAUCAAGAACUUUGUGGUGAUGUACAACUCGAAAAAGAAGGUUUUCAGCAAGUGGAAUGAACUCGCCAUCAGGUUUCCUGCAUUUGAUUACCUUCAGCAUGCUGACCUCAUCACACACGACUCGGACGACGAAGCUGAAGAAAUGGAGUAAAACACAGAAAAAGCAGAACUUUACCCAACACUCAUCUCACUUAAAAUAAUAAAAAGUAUGAAGAUCAGCAUUAUUAUUGUGACAAAUAACUAAUCAUGACAUUCAUAUCCUGAAGUAUCUGAGGACAAAUAGAAGGAGUCAAUUACAAAGUGCCACAUUUUUUUUAUUUAAAUCAUUAUUCAGGAUGGCAAAUAGAAUGGGAGCUUUUCUUUUAAUUUUUUUCAUUGUUUUCUGUGAAGAGUUGUUUGUCCUUGUUUACAUUUUCUGGUUAAAAAGCCUGGAUUACUUUCUUCACACUCCAGGUUAUUUAUCUAUUUUCUGUGUUGCAUGCUAUUCUAAAACACAGUCUCUGGUACAAAAUAACAAUCAUGCUCAUAAUAAAGAAAUGAGUUAAAGAAA
Messenger RNA from Astyanax mexicanus (Mexican tetra), 3597 nucleotides. It is a transcript of the gene ifih1, whose product is annotated as interferon induced with helicase C domain 1. NCBI's taxonomy places the organism in Eukaryota, Metazoa, Chordata, Actinopteri, Characiformes, Acestrorhamphidae. The transcript has 16 exons. Gene Ontology annotation, cellular component: cytoplasm. Gene Ontology annotation, biological process: positive regulation of interferon-beta production; response to virus; innate immune response. Gene Ontology annotation, molecular function: single-stranded RNA binding; hydrolase activity; ATP binding. The record is from RefSeq and is a predicted model, not a curated record. The coding region runs from base 130 to 3198 and encodes 1022 amino acids.